Messenger RNA from Salmo salar (Atlantic salmon), 2760 nucleotides. Its product is annotated as V-type proton ATPase subunit d 1. Gene Ontology annotation, cellular component: proton-transporting V-type ATPase, V0 domain. Lineage: Eukaryota; Metazoa; Chordata; Actinopteri; Salmoniformes; Salmonidae. Gene Ontology annotation, molecular function: proton-transporting ATPase activity, rotational mechanism. The record is from RefSeq and is a predicted model, not a curated record. Gene Ontology annotation, biological process: proton transmembrane transport.
AUUUGGUCUUGCGUUCAACGUCAUCGAAAGCAGAUGUUGAUUCACAUGAUUUUGGUGGCGAGUGAUCACGUGUCUUUUUACAGCCGGGUAAUCUGCGCUCAGCCCCUGUACAGAAUUAUUUUUCUUCCCUAAAACGGUUGUAUUUCAUCAAUAUACGGAUAUAUUUUGAGGCCUCAAUAUGCCUAUAUUCUCGGAGCUGUAUUUUAAUGUGGAUAAUGGUUACUUGGAAGGGUUGGUCAGGGGUUUUAAGGCUGGAAUUCUUUCACAGGGAGACUAUCUAAAUCUGGUCCAGUGUGAAACCCUGGAAGACCUGAAGCUCCAUCUGCAGAGCACGGACUAUGGCAGUUUCCUGGCCAACGAGCCGUCACCCCUCACCGUGUCCGUCAUUGACGACAAGCUCAAAGAGAAGAUGGUGGUGGAGUUCCGUCACAUGAGGAACCAGUCCUAUGAACCGCUGGCAAGCUUCAUGGACUUUAUCACGUACAGCUACAUGAUAGACAAUGUGAUCCUGCUGAUCACAGGCACCCUGCACCAGCGGGCCAUCUCUGAGCUGGUACCUAAGUGCCACCCGCUGGGCAGCUUUGAGCAGAUGGAGGCUGUCAACAUCGCCCAGACCCCAGCAGAACUUUACAACGCCAUCCUGGUCGACACCCCUCUGGCUGCUUUCUUCCAAGACUGCAUAUCUGAGCAGGAUCUGGAUGAGAUGAACAUCGAGAUCAUCCGUAAUACUCUGUAUAAGGCUUAUCUGGAGGCUUUCUACAAGUUCUGCUCCACUCUGGGAGGAACCACUGGUGACACCAUGUGUCCUAUUCUAGAGUUUGAGGCGGACAGGAGGGCCUUCAUCAUCACCAUCAACUCAUUUGGUACGGAACUGUCUAAGGAGGACCGUGCCAAGCUGUUCCCCCACUGUGGCAAGCUGUACCCUGAGGGGCUGGCUCAGCUUGCCCGCGCUGACGACUACGAACAGGUCAAAGCUGUGGCCGACUACUACCCUGAAUACAAGCUCCUGUUUGAGGGAGCAGGCAGCAACCCAGGGGACAAGACACUGGAGGACAGGUUCUUUGAGCAUGAGGUGAAGCUGAACAAGCUGGCGUUUCUGAACCAGUUCCACUUCAGUGUGUUCUAUGCCUACGUCAAGCUGAAGGAGCAGGAGUGUAGGAACAUCGUGUGGAUCGCUGAGUGUAUCGCACAGAGGCACCGCGCCAAGAUAGACAACUACAUCCCCAUCUUCUGAUCUGAACACACACACACACACACACACACACACACACACACACACACACACACACACACACACACACACACACACACACACACACACACCAGUACCUCCCUACAUUCUGAUACAGACACACACACACACCAGUACCUCCCUACAUUCUGAUCUGAACACACUCAUCUCUCUCUUCUAAUCCCACGUAUCCAUCCUUCCACAGCUUCUCUCCGAUCCACAGUUACUAUACAGUCGCUGGUCCUAAUAACAAACACAUGUAUCUUCUAAUCUGAGAUUGACAACUCUUCUUUCUAUAGCUGAGUGAUGCCAUGUCUAGUCCUUCUACAUUAGGACUGGUAAAUGUGCUCCAACUCCCAUUUUGUUUUUGUCUCUUCAUGGACAGAUGCUAAAUACCAGCUGUCCUCUACCGCUGGCGUUCAACCAGUGACCUAAUUUAACAAGGUUUUGAUUUUAUUUCUGAAAGAUACUGCUCCUUCUAUAACACACAUGGGUCAAAGUGACUUCUUCAGAAGAGCACACUGGUUCCUCCUCUGAGACAUUCCCCCAGCCAGCCAGCCAACUCCACUAAGGAAUGAUGGGAUGGCUACUUGCUGCUUUUGACCAAUCAUCGGCACUGUCUAUUGUGCCCAGGAAGUGAACGUGUCAACAGCAGGUUCACUUCAGACAGAAACCCAUUCCAUCUCUCAGCUUUAGGAUCUCAUCCUUUUGACUUUAGUUGGAGUGGAUCAGAUAUUGAGUCCAGUGUGAAUCUGUCACCCCGUUGAAAGGUAUUUUUUUCCCUAGCUGGUUGCUUGUUCUGGCAAUGUACUAUACUGUCUUGAUUGGUUGAGUGUGUUUUGUUUUUGUAGUCGCUAUAGAAGUGAAGCGACUCUUUACAUUCAGCAGUUUAAGUGUGUGUGCGUCUCUAAUUGAACCCUAUUCACCUAGUACACUUAGUUUGACCAUGGAACCCUAUUCACUAAUUAGUGCACUUAGUUUGACCAUGGACCCCUAUCCACUAAGUAAUACACUUAGUUUCACCAGGGGCCUAUAUGGUUUUGGUCCACAGUAGUGAACUGUAUAUGGUUCCAUCUGGGACAGCUCCAGAUACUGUGAUGUACAAUAUCCAUAGAUGGAGAAGCAGAGUUUACUGAAUAAUUUUCACCCUCCUGAUUUAUAUUUUCUGUUCUCUGAAAAGGAUAUGUGUGUGUGUGUGGAUUAUGUCCUUUUCUUUAUAAAUAAUACGUGUGUAGGAAUUCUGUCCUAUUGUAAAUGAGAUGACUGGACCUGAACAGUCCAGGUAUUAUUACAAAUUACAUCCUGGGUUGAAAUAGAUGUUAUGUGCUUAUAUAUGAAAAAAAGAGAAGCGAAUGUGAUGUUUAAACUACAAGGAUAUAUAUAUAUUUCAAAAUGACUUUAAUGAUUUGUAUUUCUUUUUGGCAUGAUGUAAAAAUCCAUGUCUCGCUGUCAUGGUCCUGUUAAAAUGAGUUCUGUGUCUUAUUUGUGAAAUGUGUUGUAAAAUGUAAUAAAUACUACAUGGAAACAAA